Messenger RNA from Capsicum annuum, 1687 nucleotides. Its product is annotated as dnaJ homolog subfamily B member 1. Gene Ontology annotation, cellular component: cytosol. Gene Ontology annotation, molecular function: protein-folding chaperone binding. NCBI's taxonomy places the organism in Eukaryota, Viridiplantae, Streptophyta, Magnoliopsida, Solanales, Solanaceae. The transcript is spliced from 2 exons. The record is from RefSeq and is a predicted model, not a curated record. The coding region runs from base 396 to 1325 and encodes 309 amino acids.
UUUUUUUUUUCGCACAAAAGAAGGCUAUAUAUAUUGCAUGAUCCUUCUAUCUCUCAUCUAGUCGAUUUCGAGCUUUGGAUAUAAACAUCUCCAAGUGGCUUUAUUGGACACAAAUUUGUAUUAAUCGGGCUCAAAUAUAAGUUCGAAUAAAAAUCAAAAACAGAAAAAGAUUCUUCUAUCCUUUUUAUGUAAGUUGCUUCACUUCUUUAUCCCUUUGUCCUAGUCAUUAUCAUUCUGUAACAACACAGUCAUCUUAACAAAAUUCAAAUACAAAAAUCUCUCAUCCUCUUCAUCCAUUCAGCCAGCGCAUCUUAGCUCAACGUCAACCAUUUCAUCUACGCUGCGCAUUUCACUCUUCACAUUGUUCACGUAGAAUUGCAUUUCCGGUUACUAUAAUGGGAAUUGAUUACUAUAACAUACUGAAAGUAUCUCGUAAUGCGAGUGAAGAAGAUUUAAAGAGAUCGUAUAAGCGAUUAGCAAUGAAAUGGCAUCCGGAUAAGAACAAUCAGAACAAGAAAGAAGCAGAAGCGAAAUUCAAGCAGAUCUCUGAGGCGUAUGAUGUGCUUAGUGAUGUUCAAAAGCGUCAGAUCUAUGAUUUGUAUGGCGAGGACGCGUUGAAGUCUGGUCAAUUUGCAUCUCCGACUAGCACUGGCAGUGGCAGUGGUAAUGGUAGAGGGUUUAGGUUCAAUACGCGUGAUGCAGAGGAUAUUUUUGCUGAGUUUUUCGGUGGAUCGGAUGGUUAUAGUAGUAGUUCUGGUGUCGGAAUAGAUAAGAAGGCGGCACCGGUUGAGAAUAAACUUCCGUGUAGCUUGGAGGAGCUUUACAAGGGAUCUAAAAGGAAAAUGAAGAUCUCAAGGAUUCUUCUUGAUGACUCCGGCAAGCCUACAACUGUUGAAGAGGUCUUAGCAAUACACAUCAAACCUGGUUGGAAGAAAGGCACAAAAAUAACUUUUCCAGAGAAAGGGAACUAUGAACAUGGAGCUGCCCCUGGUGAUCUUGUUUUUGUGAUAGAGGAAAAGCCACAUGCUGUCUUCAAGAGGGAUGGAAAUGAUCUAGUGAUCAAUCAGAAAAUUUCCUUAUUAGAUGCUCUCACUGGGAAAACUAUUGGUUUGACCACUUUGGACGAAAGGAAACUCACAAUACCAAUCACAGAAGUUGUCAAACCAGGACAAGAGCUGAUAAUCCCAAAUGAGGGAAUGCCAAUAUCCAAGGAACGUGGCAACAAAGGAAAUUUGAAGAUCAAGUUUGACAUUAGAUUUCCAUCAAGGCUAAGUGCAGAUCAGAAAUCUGAUCUCAGAAGGGUGCUGUGCAGGAGCAUUGACUAGUCCUACAUUCAACUUAAGGUGUCACUAACACUAGCUUGGAGGUGCUGCGGAAUGUAAAUACUUUAAGGUCUUCUGUAGAAAUGAAAAUGUGCAUAUUAGGAUAUAGUCUUCAGGAUGCCUUUCAACGUUUACAAAUAGUAAGCGCCAAAAGAGGAGCUAAUGUAGCAGCUAUUAUAUCUGCUUAUAUUUUCUUUUGUUGGAUGUAAAAGCAGUAAGUAGUUAAAUAUCUGUGUUUGAUUUGGAGGUGGAUCCUAUAUAUCAAGUAUUGUAGUUGCGAGUAGUGGCACUGUGUUCUAAAUUGUGUCGUCCAUCUAUGGCAGACCUUUGAUGAAUAUAUUGCGUUGAACCUUUUAGCAUUGGUA